AGCUUCGAGACACCCUACUUCCCACGCCGGUGCUGCGGCGCUGGCUGGUGUAGCUCGGUGGUGGUCUAGUCAUGCCGGUGUAACCGCUUGUGUGUCGGGAGUCUACCCUCUUCCAUCGUAGGCAGAGCCCGCCACCUUGCGUUCCGCGAUCUACUCACACUCGGUGCUUCGACCCCUCUAUCGCUGUGUCCUCCGGUGCUCCCACCUCGGCGGCAACGCUCCCUCCCGCGUGCGCGUCGCCCGACCCUCGGAAAUUCUGAAAGCGGUUCGCGCCUGUGCAACGUGGGGGUGGCAAGGGACCGAAAAUCGAGGUGAAAGGAAACUCCGCGGAUCCGGCCUAAGGGUCUCUCCUAGGGCUGAUGCGUGUCGGCCGUGCCCCCUCGCGUGUGCGUCCUACGAGCGCGAAAAAUUGAUACACGCGCGCGCGUACACACAGCUACAUAUACACACACGUAUACAUAUACAUGCACACACAUACACACGCGGGUUACAUACACGCGCGGAUACGCGCGUAGAUCCUCGCCAAGUGCCGCCGAUAUUUUCACUGCCUCGGGCGAUCGCCCACCUUUUAUUCGCUGCAUCCCUCGGUUAUCACGGCCCCCUCGCCGAUCCCAAGGAAGCAAGAGCAUCCGCGACGCGCGAAUCGGCAACCGGGACCGCGUUUCCGCGUCGGAGUACGCGACGCUGUGGUGACGUUCGAUCGCGCGGCUACUUCCUCGAGUGACAUACUUUCGACUCGCGAGGGAAGAGAAACUCUCCUCGGCGGGCUGCUUGCCGCAGGAGGUGGCGGACUGUGCGGGAUAGUGUGAUUAACCUCGAGUGCACGUCAACAACCUGCGAGAACGCAGGUGGGAGUUUGCAGUGUGACAUGUCAGUGUGUCGUCGGGCGUAGUGACCGUUCGCAUCGAGUUUCAUCGUCAGUGCGAACCCGCGGUUCCGAUCGUACGUUGUCACCUCCGUCGUACGUCGCGUUAAUCGACGGAUCGCGUUCAAGUGCGGGCUGACUGGCUGCUGAGAGUGAUCUUAUUUGCCGCCGUGUGGUUCGUGCGAGCUACUACGAUCAUAGACCCGGAGGAUCCGAGGGGGAUCAUGUGUCCCCAAUUGCAGCCCUCCUUUGAGGGUUGAGUCGCCGAUUCGGUGUCGCGCGCGCGAUCGGCCGACACGCGUGUGUUGUGUCAAGCUCGUCGUACGCCCGAAGGCAACCCUUGCCGUCACGCGAGAAGGUGAUCUCGCGGAGGGCCAACCGUGUACCACAUUCCCGCGCUGCAAGAGGACUUGGAACCUCGCGAGGAUGCGGGACCGGCUCUCGUGGUACAUGGUCUUCCUGAUCCUGCCGACGAUCCUAUUAGCCAGGUCGCUCGAUAAAGAUCGACGCGUGCCCUACAAUAUACCGUCGGACUGGCGGGCCCUCUGGUUCAGCAAUCUCGACGAGCUGCAAAGAGUGAACGAUGCGAACGACAACAACACAGUCUCGAACGUCACGGUGCAAUUGGGCGGCACCGCUUUUCUUCACUGCAAAGUUCGCAAUUUGGCGGAGAGGACCGUUUCCGAUGCCGAGAUAUCGUGGAUCCGGCGACGUGAUUUUCACGUCCUAACAAGCUCUAUGUUCACAUACACGAACGACGAGCGAUUUCAAGUGCUGCAUCCCGAGGGCUCGGACGAUUGGACUCUUCAAAUAAAAUACGUCCAAGAGAGAGACAACGGGACGUACGAGUGUCAGGUCUCGAGAAAUACAGGGAUACUGUCACACUUCGUCAAUCUAAAUAUAGUGAUACCAGAGGCGUUUAUAUUAGGGAGCGACGAGCAUCACGUCGACGUAGGAUCUAUCAUAAACCUCGUAUGCAUAAUAGAGAAGAGUCCGACGCCGCCGCAAUACGUGUUCUGGUAUCACAAUAACCGGAUGAUAAACUACGACACCACGCGCGGCAGCGUGAUCGUACAAACUGAUCCAGGACCAACUCAGAGUCGGCUGACAAUUCGCCAGGCGGUGGAGUCCGACACGGGCAAUUACACGUGCAGCGCCUCCAACACCAAGCCGGCAUCGAUCUUCGUCUUCGUCACCGAAGGUGACAAGAUGGCAGCGAUACAGCGUCGCAAGACGUCGGCAGCGAAGAGGAAUCUGGCGAGCGUGCUGGUGUCGGCGGUAGUCGUCGUAGCGGGCGUCGUUUUAGCGCGAUAAGCGUUUCACUUCGAGAAAUGUCCAUAACUAUUACACCAUUACUUCCGUUUGUGAUAGAUAGUAUAUUACUCCCGGGACUUUACGGUCCACACUCGCCCGCCCCCGCCCUCCUUUUUCAUCCCCCUGCUCCUUUCACCCCCGCCCCCACGUCGGCCCUUUCCGCGCCUCAUUCCCUGCGGGUCUUCUCUUACUCCUCUCCUCGCGUCCCUCGUCUUCCGUUUCAUCUUCUAUCUUCCUGACCUCCCUUAUUCCUUAUUUACCUUAGUCGAGGUUGCCGCCGGCUGGACUACUUAGAUAUGCGAGAUUUUCGUGGAAGAUUGCGCGAUUGCCUGCUCUAAGUCAUUACGCGCGACGCGCAUGCGACUCGAAUUAUGUAAAUACUCGCCGGUAAUCGUAAUCUCCCGGGUUGAAUACGCCACCACGGCGGAUUACGUAGGCCAUGCCUGUCCAACUUCCGGGCGGCGACGGAUGUGCGUUCGUUCAUUCGUCCGUUCAUUCGUUCGUUUGUUCCCGCGGAAUCGAUCGGCUGGAAAAUUCGACCGGUCGGUUGGCACACGAUCAGAAGAUAACGACCAACGUUCUCAUCCGCGAGGGAAAUAUCAACUCUAACGUGUCAAAAUAAUCACUCUGAGAGGGACGCAGAGGGCACGAUCGCGCACGAGUUUCGUGUGAUCACACUGCGAUCGGAUGAGCUGAUUUUCUCGUCGAACGGUCUCGAUUUAAUCCUAACGCGGUUAUUCUUGCUCGCUCUCUGUCUCUCUCUCUCUCUCUCUCUCUCUC
Messenger RNA from Odontomachus brunneus, 2959 nucleotides. It is a transcript of the gene dpr12, whose product is annotated as zwei Ig domain protein zig-8. NCBI's taxonomy places the organism in Eukaryota, Metazoa, Arthropoda, Insecta, Hymenoptera, Formicidae. Gene Ontology annotation, cellular component: neuron projection membrane. The record is from RefSeq and is a predicted model, not a curated record. The coding region runs from base 1292 to 2179 and encodes 295 amino acids. The transcript is spliced from 7 exons. Gene Ontology annotation, biological process: synapse organization.